This is a messenger RNA of Cynara cardunculus var. scolymus (artichoke), 1767 nucleotides long. RefSeq names its product putative aminoacrylate hydrolase RutD. Lineage: Eukaryota; Viridiplantae; Streptophyta; Magnoliopsida; Asterales; Asteraceae. The record is from RefSeq and is a predicted model, not a curated record. Bases 116 to 1312 code for a protein of 398 amino acids. The transcript is spliced from 12 exons.
UUAAUGAAUGAAUUUGUUAGACUUGUUGUCUAACAUCUCUCAUUUGAAACAUUGAAGUUGCAUAGUAAGAGGGUGAAAAGUCAUCAUUACUGAAAAUUCUGUGAGGGAACAAACGAUGCCGCUCUGCGACGUCGGAAGUUACCAGACCGGUGUCGAUGCAGUUAUCAACAAUGGUAUAAAGAUUUUCUACCGAACCUACGGCGCUGGCCCCGUCAAAAUUCUAAUGAUCAUAGGAUUGGCUGCCACCCAUAAUUCGUGGAACCCACAAAUCGAGGGGCUCAUUGGGACGCUAAAACCAAACGACGACGAUAAUCGGAGCUCUUUUGACGAUGGGUACAAUCCCAAGGGUAUAGAGGUGUGUGUUUUUGACAAUCGAGGAGUAGGUCGUAGCUCCAUACCAACAAAAAAAUCAGAAUAUACAACGAGGAUCAUGGCUAAAGAUGCAAUUGCUCUGAUGGACCAUUUGGGUUGGAAGAAAGCUCAUGUAGUUGGUCACUCAAUGGGUGGUAUGAUAGCUUCCAAACUGGCUGCCGUUUUCCCAGAUAGACUUCUAUCUUUGGCUCUACUGAAUGUAACUGGUGGAGGCUAUGAAUGUCUUCCCAAGCUUGAUCGUCGAACUUUUUCCAUUGCAAUUCGAUUCUUGAGGGCGAAAACUCCAGAGCAAAGAGCAGCCGUUGACCUAGACACUCACUACACACAGGAAUAUCUUGAAGAAUAUAUUGGACCUGAAACAAGAAGAGCAAUACUAUACCAAGAAUAUGUUAAAGCGAUAUCAGCAAGUGGGAUGCAAUCAAAUCAUGGGUUUGAUGGUCAGAUUAAUGCCUGUUGGACACACAAAAUUUCUCGAAUAGAACUAGAAAUGAUUCGCAAAGAAGGUUUUUUGAUAUCAAUCAUUCAUGGGAGAUUUGAUGUUAUUGCGCAAGUAUCUCAUGCAAGGAGGCUUGCAGAGAAACUAUAUCCACUUGCAAGGUUGAUAGAACUUCAUGGAGGUCAUCUUGUGAGUCAUGAGAGGACCAAAGAGGUCAAUGAAGCUCUACUUGAAUUGAUACGGGCAUCAGAAGGCAAGACAAGCCCACAUGACUGGACGAAUUUGUCCGGGAAGAGCACUGGCUUCUGGUCAGUGAGCUGGAUGUCCUCUAACGCAUAUAAGGUGGAAGGAGGAAGCAACAACGGAUCUAUCAUGACUGGCAUUGCUGGAACGCUGAGCCGCAUCAUGCUAUACAUAUUUAGCAUCCUUGUAUUAGUAUUUGAGUACAUACGAAGAGUUCCAAGACGUAUAAGGCCAGUCAGGGUAGGCUCUGCCCUCACAUGAUGAUGAUAUUAUAUUGAGGAACGCCGGUCUGUCUAAUGGUAAAUUUCUGGAACAUAUCCAGGAUGACAGUUGAUGUAUCCCGAAAUGCAGAAAGCAUAAACAACAUAACAUCAUAAUACAUACAAACAGAUACAGAAGGUCGAUGGUGGGGGUUCAAGUGGCAUUGGAAAUCAACCCAAAAGCGUACCAAUUAGUAUAGCAUUUUAUAUACAACCAAAGUGCAAGGAUAAGGCAUAAUCUAGCCAGAGGGAAUCUAUGGAGCAGAAGGCAAAAGCCCGAGGCUCACUUUGUUUUUUUUCUUCCUGAUUAUACUUGAACGCUGUUGAUCUUUUUUGUGUUUUGUCAUAGUAAUACUGGAAUAAAACGUUGAACACUUUGAGCCUUUGGAAUUCACAAAUUCUUGUAGAAUCCAUAAAAGCAAAACUGGAAGUUAUAAGUAUGAUUUUACAGCUUAA